CCCGUCCGUCAGUGCCUGGACAUCCUUCGUCGAGUUCGGAAGCAUUUUCUUUGAUUUCGCGCGCGCCUCAUCGCUUCAACUGUAUUUCCUCUCACAUUGAGUGUGCGUGUGUUUGUGUGCGCGCGCGUUAUUGUGUCUUGUUCUGUUUCCAAGUUUGUUGGGGAUUUUAUCCCGACGUUCUGAAUCGAGAAGAAAGGAAGACCUGAGUUGAGUUGAAUUGUGUUGGCAGUGUGUGCUGAAGUGGGGGAAAAGGCCAAAGUUUUUCCUUUUAGCCUGAUUUUCCAGCUUAAAAUUUUUGUCUUUAUUUUUCACCUCCCCCCACUCGGAUCCUGGCGCAACAAAUGAAGCCGUGAACGCGUCGUGUGUCGGUGUGUUUGUGUGCGGCGGUUUUGUUCAACAAGUCUGCUGUGGUUUGAUUUGGUGAAAAGUGCACACACUGGGAGAGGAAAAAAAGGAAAAUUCUUUCCGAAACAAAACGCGAGACAAGCGUCAGCGUGAAAGCUCCCCCCCCCCCAAGCAUUUGAAAUAUUCAGCACCUUGUGCAUUCCCCCUCGGCAUAAUUGAAGUUUCUUGUAGCGAUUUUAAUUGAGAAAAACGGCACGAAAGAAUUCCUGUCCGCAUGAAGUGAAGUGCUCGUGUGUGUGUGUGUGUGAGUGUGUGUUCACCAGGUGAAAAGUGAGAAUUUUUGGAUGGUCUUUUGUUUCUCACCACACACAGAGCCCUGGCCCUGGCCAGGACCUCGGCGAUGAAUGACGAGGAAAAGCCUGAGCAACAAGUUUCUCAACACAAGCACAGCACACAGGUGUAAAUUUAUUGAUCAAUUAUCUCUCAACGCGGUCGGUCGGUCGGCGACAGUUUUCGGGGUGAUUCAUUUCCCCAACUUUGUUUGAACGAGGAAGAAAAACAAGGCACCAUGACACCAGACAACAGCUUUGUCCAGGUCAAGUUCGACAAGCUGCUGGCAAGGAAAGUCAUCUUCGGGGUCCUCAGCUCGAAGGCACGGUGGUGAUGCUCGGGCCUUCACCAAUCGGCAGUAAACGCACACACCGCUACUAUAUAGUAUAGAGUUACCAUUUAGUGUAGUAUCAACUCCCAGCCAGUGGGGGGUGGCAAGUUGACAGUAGACAAGUAGAAUAGAAUACCGUUUGCGAGGGGGGUGUAAAAGAGAGAGAGGAAAAAAAGGAAGAAGAAUCUACACACACGCGCGUGUAGCAAAAGAGAUCCUCAUCCUUGUCAUCACUGGCGAAAGCUGCUGAGAGAGAGGAAACGUGGUCGGUGAAACCGCUCGUAAUUGCUCUGUGGUGCUUUGGGGUUGGUUUGGAAAUUGGACCUCCUCCCCCUCGACCUUCUGUUAUUCACCCCCGAAAAAAAUACCUGAGAGUCCGGAACACUGUGCGGACUGGACGAGCGGGCAGUAGCAGCAGCGUAGUGUAGACCAGCUCUCCCCGCCCGAAAAGGUCAAAGAAUGGCUAGCGGCCGGGCCCGGUUGCCACCGACUCCGCAGGCGAACGGUGCUGGCGGUGUUGGCGGAAGUGGCGUCGGCAGCAGCGGAAGUAGUUCAAGGCCGCUGGCCGAGAUGCACACCAGCAACAACAACACGACGUACGGGAGCCACGUGGCGGGCCUGGAUAUGUCGGCGGCCACGACCGGUUCCGUCCAGGACAUGCAGAUGCUGGAGAACCUUACCGACCAGGAGCGCCAAAUCAUCCUGAACGUGCUGAACCGGGACGAGAACGUGCGCCAAGCGGAUGCCGCCCGGAUCAUGCUGUUGCGGGCCGAGCUGUUCAACCUGCGGAAGGCCAAGGGCAACGUGAAGGCCCUGGUCGCCGGUGGCGGUAGCCUCGAUCGGCCCACCUACAUCGAAUCGACCCGGUCCUGUUCCCGGUGCGGCACCGAACUGGGCCGGAUCAUCAACCGCGGGGCGCCGUGCCGGUCCUGCCGGUUGCGCGUUUGCAAGGGCUGUCGCGAGUUCUCGACCCGCACCACGGACUGGGUUUGCGUGGUGUGCCACAAGCAAAUUGAGCUGCAAGCGGCCAGCGAAGACUGGAUGAGCGAGUACACGGACGGAACGACGACCACGACCACGACGGCGGCGGUGGCGGACAUUCGUCGCACCUCGCAGGUCAUCGCCGGCAGCCGGACCAGCAGCACCAGCAUCGCCAGCGCCGGAGACUACCUGCCGGUGGGCGCGACCGAGCUCAUCAAGAAGAGCAUCCGGCGCUCCUGGACCAUAUCAAAUGCAGAGGAUGAGAAUCGGCAGUGCGGAGGAGGCGGUGGUGGCACAGAUCCACAGCAAUAUUCACAUUUACCUCGAAAGCAAUCGCAGAGCAGCUAUCCAUCGCUGGUAAGGUACCCGUACAUCAACCCGUGCACCAUGGCCGAGUACAGCCAGGAGGACGAGUUCGACAACGAGCUGCAGCCGCCCAUGGGCCGUCGGAUGCCGCCACGUCAAUCCACGCUGCCAAAUCCGGACGCCGGAAUGUUCUACGGAAGUAACAACAACCUGAUGCCACCGUCGUUGUCACCGAACAAGGGCCUCAGCCCGAGUCCACAGUACAGCCCCUACCACACGGACAACGAGAACGACGAUGACCCGCAGCAUGCGACGUCGCCGAUCGCGGCCCGCUACAAAAUCCGAAGACAAUCAACGCUACCCUGCAGGCCAAACGAGGCGAACCACGAGAUCGGCGCCAAGCUGAUGUCCACCUCGCCCAACAGUCGGACCAAUCUGUACCAACCGUCGACGAUGACGACCACGACGACAACGACCGGUCGAUCGCCGGACAAGUCGGAACUGGCCGGCGGAGACCAGCCCAGCCCCAGAUAUCCACCGUUUGUACGUCAGUCGACCUUUCCAUCCAACUCCAGUGAUCCAUUUUUCCUGCAAAUUCAGGCUCAUUCACAGCAACAGCCUCUGCCCCAACAACCUGGCCAACAGCGCCAUCUGCCCACCUCACCCAACCGGAUGCUGUUUAACAAGUCCCCUGACCAAGCGGCCCCCGACCAAGAGUCCGCGGAAGUGGCCACGAACCGACCACCCGCAAACCGCUUUCAGAUGACCAGGCAAGCCACACUACCCAAUCCCGAUCAGCACGUGAAACUGCUUCCAACAUCCCCACCCAAAAAACAGCAACAACUCUCACCGCACAGCAUCAAACGAUCCCCGGAAUUUGCACGCCAAAACACACUUCCGGCACCCGACAGUAUGAACUCGCUCUCGGUGCACCAGCACGGGCCCAAAUUUAUGCCCAUCUCACCACGACAAAAGCAAUCUUUUUUAUUCCCACAAUCCGCACAACCAGCACCACGUCCCUUUCUUUCACAACAGCAUUUCCCCACGAUGUUGGCCGACGAAGGCCAGACUGUGGUCAACGCGGCCGCCGCGGUCACGCCGGGCAGUGUCAGUAUCGGUGGUGCGGGGGCGGGGGCAGUAACGGGUGGUGGCGUCAUCAGUGCCCUGGUCGGAACCGGUGGUGCAAGUGGUGGACCUCCGGGAACCGCCGCUGCACAUCACCACUCGGCCAAAAUGAUCAAAGUGCGCAGCCACAGUAACGAAGAGUACAGCCUCAACCGAGCCUUAACCGUCGAAGGACGCCGGCUACUGCCGGAAAUCCCAGCGAAUCGCUCGCCAAGACUGGUACGUCAAGAACACGUUAGAGAACCAUGCUACGACACUUCCGCUGCUAACCCAGACAAACGAUCUCCCAAACAGAAAACAUUCGCCGAGGCGAAACAAGCCAUGAUGGACGAAUAUGGUGGCGGACUAGAGUCCGCCGCCACCUCGUCCACCACGAUCAACAACGACUCGACGCUCUUUGACGAGGACGAGGAAGCGUCCUACUACAUCAACGAGGACCGGCUGAGGUUGCGCGCCAGCAUGGCCCCGGUCAGCACGAUCAAAAGUGCCGAAAGCUUCCUCGACGAGGCCGACUUUCCUACUACUUGCAGCAGCGGUGCCGGUGGCGUCUACCCGGUGGACUCGAAAACGGAAAAUCGACGGUUGCGGCGGCGAAAGUCGCGGGAUCUACCGGUGGAGCCGGAAGCGGUGGCGUCGUCGAACGAGGACGAACCGAUAAAGCAGCACCGGAAGCCGGAAACGAUGCGGUCCAUAUCGGAGGAUUCGCCCGGCAACAAGACGGUCAAGAUGACGCCGCGGCGGUCACUGUCGCACCCGGAAAAGGACACGCAGCAAAUGCAAAACACGCGGAAAACGGAAAUCACUAAAAUUCCCUCGCCACGACCGCUGGCCGAAAUCCUGGAACGUGCCCAGCGAUCGAUCAAGCUGCCAUCGCCGCGCCGGAAAGCGUUCAAGUCGAUGGACCAGGCGUGCGAGUCCGAGAUGGGCGCCAACGGGACCUCCCCGUUGAUGACGGCCAUGAGCCAAUCGCCGUCGAUGGCCACGACGGCCACCCCCGGUGGAAGCACCGGAGCGAUAGCCCGAACUGGACCACGGAAGAUUUCCGCCUUUCAGCAGAUCUUGCAGAACCAACGGCUGCAGAAGAGGGAUUCGAAAAGUUUGGACGUGGUGGCGUCCAAGUUGAUGGAGGAAAAGUACGGCGGCUAUCCGGAGGCCGACGAGGACAAGUCCAAGUCGCUGGACGACGGCAUCUUUUGCGGGGACAAAAACAGCGACGACAACAGCAGCGACGAGCAGAUCAAUCUAAUUGAUAAGAAGCACAAGACCUAUCUCGGCGAAGAUGAGAUCCAACACGCAGUCGAAGCUGCGGCCGUCCUGUUCAAAAAGGUCGUACUCCAGCGGCGGGAGGAGAAGCGCAAAGACGAGGGUUACGCGAGGUCGCGGUACGAGGACUAUUCGGCGUUUGCGGCGGGCUCGUCCUCGUCGGAGCCGGAAGCGGGCAGGUUUGGGACGGAUUGCUGCGGCGAUGACUACCGGUUGGUGUUUAUCAGUUCGGACUCGUCGAGCAAGGAGGAGGAGUGCGAUAGUAGUUCUACGACGUCGUCGGCUUAUACGAGGCACAGUAUAGCGCUGGAUGAUUGUGAUUGGGAUUACUUCGAGCCGGGUAUUAGUACGACGACGAGGACGCUUCUGUACGAUAUUGGUGGGGGUGGUGGGGGGAGUAAGGGGGCUACGCCGAGGAAGAGGUCACUGCUGCAGUCGUCCCCGUUGACCUCGCCGAUGUUGUACAGGAGGCAGAGUGGAGGAGUGGCCGGCGCGUAUGAUACGGGGACGGACGACGAGUUUUUGACGCACACGGAGUCGUCGUCGUCGCCAACGAGGAGUGAGGGAUUCUUGGAGAACUUUGAAGAGUUUCGGAAUUUGGAGAAGUUUAAGGGUGGAUCGUGCCGGUGUGAUUGUGGGUUGAGGACGCAGUACGUGCCGAUUCCGGUUCCGGUUCCGAUUCCGGUGCCGGUGUCGACGUUCCACAGCUGGUCGCAGAAGCAGCUGCAGGACACGAUCCUGAAGGAGCAGUCCCAGAACGAGUUGAUCAAGCAGCUGUGGCGGAACUGCGAGGGCGCCCUACUGGCCAAUAACGGGACUUGCAUGCAGUCGUCAUGCUGCUGCCAACACCAUCAUCACCAUCAUCAUCACAGUCAGCAGCCAAAGAGCGGCAAAGCUAAAAUUACGGUCGAUCGCCAACAUAAGCAGCAGCAGGAAAUGGACCGAAAGAGUUCUGACAACGAAGGCAAGAUGGGCAUGGGCGGUAAUGGAACUAGUAAUAACACCAUCAUCGCCAGUGAUGCGAAGAGUAGUUGUACUAGUGACGACGAUGGAAAAAUGUUUCGCAACACUGACGAUGCUGCUGACGCUGAUGAUGGGCACGAUCGGCUGGCCAGCAUUAGUACCAAACUGACCACGGUCGGCACUGGUCCGGCCACGAUGCUGCCGCCACCGCCCUCCGAUCAAGGUUUAAAGUCGCCAACGCCACAGCUAGAACAAAGCUCCUGCUCCCCAGAAGGCAACAAAAGAAACCCUACAGUAGUGCACCAACAACAACAACAACCCACAACAAGCAACAGCAGUCACGAAGCCAUUAUAAAUGAACGACGACCACUUGUGAGCGACGACGACGUGCAAGUGCAAAAACCUGAAUCGUGUCGUACACGUGGUGACGGUGGUGUGAGUGAAGAGCCGUCGUCGUCGCUGGUAAUAACUGUAUCUCGCCGCGAAGAGUGUGAAGAAGAGAAGGAGGAGGGUACGUACAAUGACAUCGGCACUGGUGUACGUGAGCCGAUACUAGUGACCACUACUACCACUACUGACGAUGGCCCUCGAGCUCGGGUGGUUCAGGGAAAAAGGGAAAAUUAUGCUUCUCCAGUUGGAAUAAUUCGCGAGCCCAGUACCGUUGGCGACGGAGUCGGUGCGACCUGUGAUGAUAGUGGGACUUAUCAGUUGCGCGAUAUCGAUAGCAGCCGCCAGAUGAUGGAUGACGGUGACGGCGAAGAACUGAAAGGGUACCUGCUGUCCGAGAGUCGGUUCAGCUCGUCUCAAUCAUCCGCGGACAGUUCGGACGGCGGCGAGGACCAGAUUUCGGUGCAACGUAACUACGUGGUAUCGGGCGAUGGCGAACCAGUGCUGCUAAAAGUGAAAGGUCUGGUCAACCGCAGUGGGACGGACUCGUCCACGUCGUACAGCUCAUCGGAAAACACGGACACCGAUGACACGGGCACGAUCGCUGAUCGACGGCCCAAAUCCAAGCGCUUCUGCCAGGUUCUGAUCGUCAACACGGACUCCGACAUCGAGUCCAGCGACUCGGACAUCUCCAGCAGCACCUCGUCCAACUGUCCCGGCUCCGGUCACGACCAACCGCAACCACCCGAAGACACCGGAGGGAUCGUCCUCGUGCACAUCCGCCCAGUCCCGUCCGACGACGAGGAUCAAAGUGAAAGUGAAGAUUUCAAGGAGCAGAUUUCGGCCGAAGGCCAACCACCAGAAUCGAACCAGAUUCUCCCCGCGGAAGAAAUGUCCGAAAACAGUGAAAAAGCUCCCUCCACCGACGACGACGAAAGCUGCCCACAACUCGACAACCCCGUUACUAGUGUGAGUGAGCACCGUAACAUAGAACAAGAAAACAUAGAAUUGGCGUCCGACGACGACGACCGACAGGUAGCUGAAACAAACACAGCUCAGGUACAACUCCACGAACCUAAUGAAAACAAACACAGCAGCGAACGGUGUGGUGAAGGUGAGCCCGCACCAACACACACGACCCAACACUCGACACCCGUCGACGACGACGACCACGAUCCGCGCGCCUGUGUUGGCUCAGUUGUAAACGAACGAUCGUCCAACGCGGAUGUAACCAACUCUCGUGUAGCAGCGUCCCAUGCUGCCAACAAUCGGUACAAGAGUUUAAUUUUAAUUGGCGGCCCCGACAGCGAACCCAUCUCGAUGGCCACCAACAGCAACGGUAGCGAUCAGGUGAGCAUCGUGACGAGUCACACGACGCGGAUCGUGAGCAGCAGUGACGACGAGAUCACGGUGAAGCACACCAACUGGAUCUCGCGGGCCAUGCACGACGACGAGGAGGAUGACGACUACGGUGAGGGUGAAGGCGAUGACGUCGGCGUCGGUCCAGACGACGAACCUCGGGUGCGCGAUCGCGGCGAUCGUGGCCUCGCGGGCUACUUUAACUUUUCGCUCGAGCAGGCCUCCCCGCAAACGAACCGCCGACCUGUGAAAAUCACAACGAAUAACGACCACGAGCAGUGUGCAAUAGCGGGCAGUAGUGUAGUGGAGGGCGACGAAGUCGAGGGUGGGAAAGUGUUGAGUAGUGUGGAAGAUCUUGGUGAAGUGGACGGUGGCGAGUUUAGCGCGGAAUCUUUAGCCACCACGCCUGAUGUAGCGGUUUCAGCCGCAGAAGAGAUUAGUGAAAGUGUUGGUUCCGCUGCGAUGAGCGAAGACGUAACGGUAGUGACAGGUGCGAAUACAUUGUCGGCGGUGAUCUGCCUAGAAGACGGGCUCGCGGAUGAUGAUUCGUGGGUGGAAGAGGUGAGCCAGGAUGAGGAAGAGUUCGCGACGACCACGGCCACCGAGUCGGAUAUUGAUGAUUCUGGGGAGGAGAUUUCGCUGAGUGUGGUCGAUCGGGAGGAAGAAUUGCGCGGGUAUAAUCGGGCCGCGAUCGAUUUCACGCUGCACACGAUCGUGGAGGAGAGUUGCGAGGAUAGUGAGGCGGAAUCGAACCGGGCCUCGCAGCGGAAUCGGAUAUCGGCGUCCGAGCUGGAAAAGUACUUUUUCUACGGGCUCGGGGAUGGAACGUCCGGGCAGGUUGCGCAAAACAUUCGUGAUGACAGUAUCUCGGAGAGCAGUUCCGUGUGCAGUGAGGGGUUGGAUUCACUUGGGGGUCCCGAGGAAUCACUGGGAACAUCAUCGGAAUCGGCGGACCUCGCGUCAUCCCGGUUGGAGAAGUACUUCCUGACCGGAUUUAUGGGAUUCUCGUCGGAGAGGAUCGAAUCGGAUGGCAGUGGUAGUGUGGGCAGUGACAGCGAAGGUCAUCCGAGUCCCGAGCAGCGGCGAAAGCGGCUGGUUCGAGCCAGAGGUGCCGGACGAUCGCAGAGCUCCUCGUUGGACAACCUGCUUGCGAAGGAUUCGGAAGCGGAGCAGCAGCAGGGAGUCGAUGGGCACGAGUGUGCUGACUCUUCCGAAACGGACACCUGCGACGAAUCCGCCAAUCAGGCUGACAAAAAUGAAAGCCUGUACGAUACAGCGAAGCGAAAAAAGAAGUUCUCGAAGAAAACGCAGGACGCGGAUCUGCAGCCGCUCUCGCUGCCGCACAAAUCCGACAAGGAUGGUUCCGAGGAAGAGUGUCGCAAGACGCCUCAACCGGAACUCCCGCUGGCGAAUCCCCUCUCGGAGAGCAAGAAGCAAAACAGUCGUGACAGUGGCUUCAUCGGAAGUAACGACGAUCUGCUCAAGGAUGGCGAGCCGGUACGGUCUCCGGAGCUCAAGAUUGAGCUCGAGGAGAUCCAGGAGGAGAACAAAACUGAUCUCAAAGAAGAAAACAGUUCCUAUAAGACGACGGCGGCUGCUGCCGUGGCCGGAGCUUCGGCCAGCAGUGGGGCACCUCCCCCGACGAAUCUGGUGAGAAAGGACAGUUUCAACAACUGGAGCUCGGACGAGGAAACGAACCUGAUGAUGUCUAAGAUGAGACAGUUCUUCAAGACGUUGGUGGUGGCAUCUGCCAACAGUCGAGCUGCCUCGAGGAACUCCACGCCGGCUGUGAGUGAGUCGAACACUCCGAAGCACGGAACUCCGGUGCCGAAGGCACGGAGUCGGAGCAAGCCUCCGCAGCUAGUUUACUUUGAGAACGAACUGACGCGGUUGAUGAAAACGGUUCCCGGCAUUCGGGACGAGCAGGUCCGGGAGAUUGUGGAGUACUUGAGCAGCGAGGACACCUGGUCGGAUUCGUACGAUUCGUCGGACUAUACGAGCUCGGAUUUGGAGGGUGCGGUGUCGCAAAAGUCCGCCCUUCAGCAGCAGAUUUCAGCCAGUUGCCAGCAGAUUAUCAACAAGUUUGAUAUGCUGGAAAAGGACGAGGAGGGAGAUAUGGGCGAUGGUGGUUUGAUCGAGGAACCACACACGUUGAACAAGGAAACGGCGUUCGUGUACCAGAGGUUGGUGGCAUCUCUGUCAAAGAUGUCCACGACACAGGGUGAGGAGAAACCAACCACCAGUGCGGACAGUUCACCGCCGUUGAUCGCCAAGGUGAUGCACCACAUCGGAAGUCGACUGGUGGCGUUGAUGCACGAAGUCAGCAGUGGAGAGUCCCACGCAAGUGCCUCGCCCAAGUCUACCAGUAUGAGGUAUCACCACCAGCGUCCCAAAGUCCAACCGAACAUCUCGGCCACAACGACCGAGGACGAUGACAGUACCUCUGAGAGCAAUAUGGAGAAGAACGAGGAUCUCGGGUACAUGCUACCGCGGAGUAAGAGUCACGACCUGUUGCUGGGCGAUGCACGACCCCAUCACCAUCAGUCGUCCAACAGUGGAGAAAUGGCCGGAGAAGAGAAGGAAGCAAGCGAUUACGAGCGAUUCUCGUGGAGAGGAAGCUUCGAGUCAGCCCUGCUGGCCAACGGAGACUCCCGGUCGAAGCUAUCCAUGCUGGACAACUCGUCAUCCUCGAUAUCGGUCCUAGCGGCCAAACGACGUUCCGCUGGAGAUUUGCUCUUCAACAACCAAAACCUCAGCCGCGAACAGCUCGAUCGUGUCCGCAGCUGUGGCAGCAUCGGCGGAGAACGAGAAGACUUCGAGUCUUCCAAACUGUGGGGAUCCUCCCAGAGUCAGAAAACUGGCCGUCGAAGAUCCAGCGUCCCCGACGAUACCGACUCGGACGAUUCUGGCCGCACCGAAAACCGCCUCGCGUCCCGCUCGACCCUUCCCCGAAGCCUCCAGAACGCGACCACUGCCGUCAACACCAACUCACUGCCCCGACUGCCGACGUCCAACAUCCAAACGAUCAUGCAGUCGGCCCCGGCCAGCUCGGCCUCGACCUCGUCGGUGAUGCAAAAGUCCCAAAGUGUGUACCAUUUCCUGCAGAACAACGUCAAGAGUGCCCGCUACCGGGCUCCGGGCUUCAACAACCACCGGCCGCCGCCGCCGCCCAGUGCCCCCAAACGGGCCGUUUCGGCACCCGGCCUGCAGCAGCCGCCGUAUCCACGCCGCGAACGACGUCGCGUUCAGAGCAAUCUAAGCGAGGAAGCCUCGGGCACGCUCGAAUCCGGCAGUUCUCCGGUGAUCGACGCCGGUGACCGAAAUGGAGCCACCGGAGGCAGCAACCAGGAACUGUCCACGGCGGCAGCGGCCGCUGUGAAAGGCGGAUCUUCUGGCACCGGAACCGGUCCCCAUCGGAGCGUGGCCACGAGUCCGAUCGGAUCGGUCGGCUCGGAACACUGGCCGUCGCAGUCCGACGAGGACAUUGACCGGCUGGUGGCGCUGCACCAGAACCGCGCAUCGCUCAGCUCCCUCGGACUGCGGUCCGACUCGAUGGCCUCGGUUUACUCGGGGGCGGGCGAGGGCCGGUACGGUACUGUUACGGUUCGCGGACAGAUCGAAUUCGGUAUGCAGUACAACUACAAGCAGAGCGCGCUGGAGAUCCACGUGAAGCAGUGCCGGGACCUGGCCGCGGUCGACGCCAAGCGGAACCGGAGCGAUCCGUACGUUAAGGUUUACCUGCUGCCGGACAAGUCCAAGGGCGGCAAGCGCAAGACCAAAGUGAAGAAGCACACGCUCAAUCCGGUGUUCGACGAGGUGCUGCGGUUCCACAUCUCGCUGGCCGGGCUGCAGUCGCGCACGGUUUGGAUGACGGUGUGGCACUCGGACAUGUUCGGCCGGAACGACUUCCUCGGCGAGGUGAUGAUGGGCCUGCAGGACAAGAUGUUUGACAAUCCGGCGCCGCAGUGGUACCAGCUGCAGGAGAGGAGUGAACCCUUCGAGGAUCUGUCCGCGUACAAGGGCGACAUCAUCGUCGGGCUCAAGUACAUCCCGCCAGAGUCGGACGGCGGAACACCGCAGCACCACGCGUCGUCCUCGUCCCACCACAACGGCUCCGGAAGCAGCGGAAGCGGUGGAGGUGGCCCAACGGGCACGCUCAACCUGCGCAAGUUCAGCACCCGAUCGAUCACGUCCACCUCGUCCAACUCGUCCGGCCAAAGCCGGGGCGCGCUGCACGUGCUCGUCAAGGAGGCCAAAAACCUGCAAGCGGUCAAGGCCAACGGAACCUGUGAUGCAUUUUGUAAGAGCUACCUUCUGCCGGACAAGAACCGCAGCUCGAAGCAGAAAACGCCGGUCGUGAAGCGGUCCAACUCGCCCGUCUGGAACUACACCUUCAUCUACGAGGACAUCUCGCUGGCGGAGCUGUCCGAGCGGGGUCUCGAGCUGACCAUCUGGGACCACGAUCGGCUCGCGAGCAACGAGUUCCUCGGCGGCGUUCGCUUCUCGCUGGGGACGGGCAAACACGGUGGCCGCACCGUCGACUGGAUGGACUCGACCGGCCGGGAGCUGUCCCUCUGGCAGAACAUGAUCAACAGACCAAACUUUUGGGUGGAAGGCGCCCUCGUCCUGCGGCCCUCGCUCGACAACGCCAAGUUCACGUCAUAAUUUUGCGAAUCCCCCGUAGAACCACAACUGUCGGGGGAAGUCAUGUAGUAGUGGACUUCCCCCCCAAACAAUCUCUCCCCCUCCAUCCCCCUGUUUAGGAAUAUUUAGAUCAGAAUUGAAGUUCGAAGAUAUAUACAUUCCAAACCUUUGUGAUGUGUUGCUUUACAACAACCUAAUCAUAGUUCGUAAUCCAGUAUUUUUAAGAAGUGUGACGAGAGAGAAAAAAAAGAAGCAUUUUUCGACAAAAUACCUAACCUUAUGAACGACAAUGAUGCUUAAUGAUGAUCGGUGUUCAGAUAAGACGAAGUACUAUUGGAAGUAUACCUUUUUACGGUUGAGUAAGUUUUUUAUAUCCUUUUAUUUUUUCGACACUAUAUCGAGGAGGACGUUUGUCUCGGGUUAGAAAGCGCGCGAGAGAGAGAGAGAGAAAGAGUAAAAAGAGAGAUGAGAGGAUAGGAACACAAAACUACUCUUUUUGUGUGUGUAAAUAUGAUAGCUAUACACAUUGCUGACAAAAGGAAAACAAAAUCAAGGACGAAGCAUUAUUUAUCUAAAUGAGAAUGAAAAACUAAAGCAAAGAGAUUCUUCUUUUCCCUCCAUUUACUCUAAUAGAUGUUGAUAGACUAUUUAAAUUUUCCAUGAAAAAUGGUUACCAUUUUCCAGUAUCUUUACUACGACUCACAAAAUCACACAAAACAAACUCACAAAUCAAAAUAAAGUUGUGAACUUUUUCCUCCCCCGAAAAAAAAACUAACAAAUUGUACAUAUUUCUACACCAGUUUGAAGUUUAAAAAUUCCACCCAAAAUCUACACUUCCAAGCGCGGCGUGAAUCUUUACGCAAAUUCCGCCGCGACUGGAAGGCAAAUCUAAAAAAACACUGCGUUCAAUGCAGAAUUGGCAGGCGCGAGGGGGCCGCCUUUUUCGGCGCAAAAUUAAACCUACACCCAAAGCGCGAAACUGCUGACAUCUAAUGACACACCCAAACACUGUCAAACAGUGCGAUUUCGUUGCAAUACACACACACUUAGACAGAAGAGCGCGCGAGAGAUCGCGCGCUGAGAGCGGAGAAAAUAGCUGGUUUAUUUUUGUUGGGUUUGGAGUUGGAGCUAAAUCUAUAUUGAAGAAACUAUAUUUACCUUUAAAGUGGGGCAGAGAACGCGGAAACAAUUUCAAAGGGAAAGGGAUGGACUGAAUGAGAUUGAGAUCGAGCAAAAACUACGAUAAAAGAUGAUUCUAAAACAACACACACACACAUUACUAGUUUUGAGUAGAUGGAGUAGAUUGCGUGCAGAGGAUCAAAACACACAUACACAUUUACAUAUGUAGAAAAUAAAUUGUCGGAAAGGAAAUAAAAACAUGGACACACACACUAAAAAAAUAGUUGGUAUUUUGUGCGCGGCGAAACGCAGACGAUAAUGAAGAAGAAGAAGAAGAAAACACAACUCUUAUGAAUAAAGCUUAACAAGCGAGUAAAACAUUUAAAAACAAACAAAUAUCGUAUUGACUUACACAUUUGAAUUCUGAAAAUUACUUUUCCGUAGUGAAUUUGAACAGUUUUUGAUAAUUCAUUGAGAAAAUAAACAUAUAAAUAACCAUUAUAUUGCGAAAAUUAGCAGAAAAAGAUACUUUUAGCAGUAGUAUUGGUAGUUGUUUACGAACAGAAAAGUAAGUUAAGAAGACAAACAAACACACAUACACACUAACACAAAACAAGUCGAGCUCUAGUUUUCGUUCGUUCGAAAGUGUAGAGAGAAUACAUGCCAAACAGAGUUGAUUUUGCAAGCUGCUGUGACUAAGGCUCAAAGAAAACAAUUCAUGAAAACAAAAAAAACUAGUAAAACAUUACGUAUAAAUUGUACUUGCAGCAGUAGUGAAAUUGUAGAUAAAUUUGUCCACGUUGUUUGGUUCUUCCCUGAUUUCACCCCUGUGCGACACCUCAUCAAAGCAACCGCGCCAACCGAGCCAUACAAAAACAAAAAAAUCCGACCGCGCCGCGCGCCGCCUGCUUAGAUCUCUUUCCUUUCCGCUCUUUUGAUGUUUGUAUCCAGUUAUUCUUGCAAGAUGACGUAUAUACCGUGUAAACUAUUUCUUCAUAUUACAAAAUGAAAGCAAAUCUGUUGAAUAUUAUUAAUCUACUUAAAGUAAACAAAACAAACAAAAACUCACUUUAGUGAUAAUCGACACACUUGGGCCAAAUUUAAGCUCACUCAUUGAUGCAGAUAUCAACACACACAGCAAAAGAAGAAGAAGAAAACAAACUUGAUGCGAUGAUGAGAAAAGAAGUUCGUCUCCAAGCUAUGACUCGGAUGCUCAAUUAUAUUAUUUGUAACGAUAGUGACGAUUGCAUGCAAUUCUAACUGAAAACUGAAGCGUUUCUUACUAACUUUGUCUCAACAACAAAAAAAAAAAAAACAAAUCUGUGCAAUCACAACAAACAUGCCAACACACUCGAACAAAACAAAACACUUUAUUCUUAUGCUAGCUAGAAUGGAAAAGCAUGUUGUGCGAAGCAAACUUAUCAAUCAUUAAGCUUAAAUAAUUAAAGAAAAAAAAAGAAUAUAUUCAUCUCGACCAACCGACACACACUUACACGAAAUCGAAACAUGAAAAGAAAAAAACCUAAACGACACCGACACUAAAUCAUUGAAACAAGAAAAAAACCCCUAGAGAACCAUGUCGAAAGAAACAACCUAGCGUUAAAAACCAAUAAACUUAUUUAUGAAAAA
Culex quinquefasciatus (southern house mosquito) is the source of this 14782-nucleotide messenger RNA. RefSeq lists its product as uncharacterized. Gene Ontology annotation, biological process: intracellular protein transport; exocytosis. Gene Ontology annotation, molecular function: neurexin family protein binding; small GTPase binding. Gene Ontology annotation, cellular component: plasma membrane; exocytic vesicle. Lineage: Eukaryota; Metazoa; Arthropoda; Insecta; Diptera; Culicidae. The coding region runs from base 1466 to 12055 and encodes 3529 amino acids. The record is from RefSeq and is a predicted model, not a curated record. The transcript has 13 exons.